CCCGAUUCCGAAAGAGUUAAGAAGAUUUGUCAUCUGCCUGGCAACAAGCCAGCCGGUGAGGGAGGAAAUGGCUUUCGGUGACCAGAGGCAACAGGCUCCCUUGCCUGGGAUUAAGUGGGAUCGGGAGAGAUUACCGCUAUGUCACUCUUCAUGGCUUGAUGACAGUGCUGUGUUCUGUUCUUGGUUCAGUCUCUUGGGAAUGAUUUACAGGCAGUUAUUACUUUCUGUGUGCAUCCAAUUGGAUUGAUGUGAUGAAAAGAACAUCUGGAAGAUAAAAUCUUGUUGCAUCCUCUUUGACUUGCAGGGCUUUCAGCUAUUCAGGUUCAAAGGUUGGGGGUCCAGUCACAAUGAGGCAGGAGGUGGAGGCUCAGGUGUUAAGCCCCCCCUAUGAACUGGGAGAGCAGGGCCUUCGUCAGAUCCUGACAGAUGUAGUUGAAGAGGUGAGGCGAACUCUGAACCAGGACAUUGAUGGAGCAGAGAUUCUCCACAGUCUACUCAAUGCUUCCUGGCUGCAGUCACUCCUUAAGGUUUAUGAGUGUCUUCAAAGGUACCUCCAAGACUCCCCAGCAGCAGUUCUGGACUAUUCCUCAGGACUCUCAUUUCAGCUCCUGAUUGACAUUAAGACACUGCCCGGCUGCUCCGAGGAAGCUAAAGAACUUGACCGACUCCUGCGACAGCCUCACCUUCAGGCUCUGCUUUCUGCACAUGACACCGUGGCCCAAAAGAACUAUGAGCCUGUGUUGCCACCAAUGUCAGCAGAGGUUCCAGAUGAAGAGGAGGAGGCCACCAGGAUUGUCUGCCUGGUCAAGAACAAACAACCACUGGGAGCAACAAUUAAGAGAAACGAAGUUACUGGGGAAAUCUUUGUGGCUCGGGUGAUUCGAGGAGGACUGGCUGAUCGCAGUGGUUUGCUUCACGCGGGCGACCGAAUCAUUGAGGUGAACGGAUUUCCGGUGGACGGCUUGGACCCAGAGCAAAUCAUUCAAGUUGUGCAGGCCACAGCGCAAGGAACCAUCAUUUUCAAGGUAGUUCCCAUCAGCGACAGGCCCAUUCACAACCAUACAAUGCUCUAUGUGCGAGCUAUGGUGGACUACAGCCCUCAGCAAGAUCCCACCAUCCCCUGCACGGACGCUGGCGUGAGCUUCCAGAAAGGCGAUGUUCUGGAAAUCGUAGACCAGACUGAUGCUCUGUGGUGGCAAGCCAAGAAACUCGGCAGCGACAUGGCCUGUGCGGGGCUUAUUCCCUCAAGCAAACUGUUUCAACGGAGGCAGAGAGACUAUUUGCCUUAUCAGCCGCACACCUGUAUCCAAAUACUGAGCACGGUGGAGGAAGAGGCGGAUUUAAUGGCCAUUGAAGAAAAAUGUGUUGAAGCAGAUGAGGAGGCCUUUGAAUCUGAGGGGGACGAUUUCAGCAGCAGCGUUGAGGGAGCUUAUCUAACUGGUUUUAGGCGCAGCUUGCGUCUAUGUCGCCGACACUUCCACAGCACCGCCCUAAUGUCUUGCCCUACCAAUUGUUCCAAUAACUGCAACAGUACGCUCCACUGUGCCUAUGAAGAGGUGGAGCGCUACCAGCGCACUUCCGGCGACGUCCACCGCCUCAUUGUGCUGUUAGGUCCAUCGGGUGUGGGUGUGAAUGAACUUCGCAGGCGCUUGAUUGAAAUGAAUCCCAACACAUUCCAAGGAGCUGUACCUUACACCACAAGACCACCCAAAGACUACGAGGAGUCCGGCAGAGAAUAUCACUUCAUCACUCGAGAGGUCUUUGACAACAUGGUGUACAAAAGCAGGUUCUUGGAGUAUGGUGAGUAUAAAGGGAAUCUGUAUGGCACCAGCAGAGACACUGUGAGAGACAUUUUAAACAGUGGGAGGAUCUGUGUCAUUGACAUUGAACCAAAUGCCAUUCAUGCUGUAAGAACACAUGACCUGCGGGCUUUUAUCAUCUAUGUGAAGCCGCCACCGCUGGAGCAACUCAGAGAGUCGAGACAAGAUUCGAUCAUAACCACCGACUACUAUGUCAACUGUCCUUUCAAAGAUGAAGACUUCCAGGAGAUGGAGGAAGCCGCCCGGAAGCUAGAGUCCCACUACUCGCACUUCUUUGACUAUGUGAUUAUUAACAAUGACCUCCAGGAGUCCUGCAACCAGUUGGUGACAGCGGUUAGGAAGGCGCAGGAUGAGCCGCAGUGGGUUCCCGCCAACUGGAUGCGACCCUCCAAAGGGUCAUAGACAAAAAUGUAAGAGGUUAAGGAGAGAUUGUGGUAUCAUAGUAGUACUUUACUGUGAAAGAUAUUUUGUGAUGAGCAUAUCCCAUCUGACUUUUUUUGGGAGAGGUGGAUGACACCCUGGACUGGUCUACAGCCAGUCUCCAUAGAUAUUGACACCAAUGAAGAAUUUAGUCUUCAAUGAAACUAAAUGUUGGAGGAUGCUAGAGUACCAGGAGAAAACUUGUGAAAGCAUGGGGAGAAUAUGCAAACGCCACACAGGAAGCCCGAAGCUGAGAUUUGAACUCAUAACUUUGGAGCACACAUGCUCUCCACUAAUCACCACACUGCCCCAUUUAUGGCUGCAUAAAUUGUAAUUAUGUUUCACCUCCUGUCAUAUUAUUAUACAUUUAAUUGUGGGAGCAUAAUUUCUUUUCUUUUUUCUUUUUGUCAAUGUUUACAAUUUAGAGUGAGGUAAACCAUUUUUGUUUCUUUUUAGGCAUGUUAAAA
Molecule: messenger RNA, 2707 nt
Organism: Syngnathoides biaculeatus (alligator pipefish)
Lineage: Eukaryota; Metazoa; Chordata; Actinopteri; Syngnathiformes; Syngnathidae
Gene: mpp4b
Product: MAGUK p55 scaffold protein 4b
Exons: 21
Coding region: 348-2222 (624 amino acids)
Cellular component (GO): plasma membrane; adherens junction
Molecular function (GO): protein binding
Source: RefSeq, a predicted model, not a curated record